Cavenderia fasciculata is the source of this 258-nucleotide messenger RNA. RefSeq lists its product as uncharacterized. The record is from RefSeq and is a predicted model, not a curated record. Lineage: Eukaryota; Evosea; Eumycetozoa; Acytosteliales; Cavenderiaceae. Bases 1 to 258 code for a protein of 85 amino acids. The transcript has a single exon.
AUGGAGCAUCCACACCUCCCAGAGAUUCAAAAAGCGAUCAAAAAUCAUAACAAGAUAUAUGGCAAAGAUGAAAAUAGAAGAAUAUUUUUCAAAAAAGAUGAUCAUAAACUUAACCGCUCAGAGUUGAUUAAAGAGAUUGCAAAGAAAUUCCCAAAGUAUUCAACUACAACCAAUACACCAUCUCCUUCUGAACCAUCUCCAUCUCCUUCUGUACCAUGGCAUCGUCAUUCUGUACUUGACGUGGAGGACCUUACUUGA